CCUUCUUUGGAACCAAUCAAAUGUAACCUCAUUUUUGAGAUGCCCGCUCUCUGGCUUCACACCUUCAGUUCUCAAAAACUCUUCAAUGAUGCAUCUGUUUACUAUCCUCUGUGGAGUAUUUCACCUGUCAGCAGUGGUCCGGUCCGCAGCAGUCGAACAAGACACCGGGGUUAUAUCAGUCACUGCCGGGGACAACGUGACAUUAAAAUGCUUCUAUGACAGCCAAGUGGCAAUGCACUUCUCCUGGUACCGACAAAUCUUGGGAGGUGGACCUGAGCUCCUGUCUACGAUUUACAAGUACGAUAAACCGACCAAAGUGUCCCCGUGGAUGGAGAAGAACCCUCGUUUCUCUCUCCAGAGGAUGGAGAGGACCAAUCAUCUACUCAUCUCUGAUGUCCAGUUCUCUGAUUCAGCUUCGUACUUCUGUGGAAGCUCGCACUCCAACAUUGUGGAAUUUGGAGAUGGAGUUUUUCUGAGUGUUGAAGCUCACCUGUCAGCAGUGGUCCGGUCCGCAGCAGUCGAACAAGACACCGGGGUUAUAUCAGUCACUGCCGGGGACAACGUGACAUUAAAAUGCUUCUAUGACAGCGAAGUGGCAAUGCACUUCUCCUGGUACCGACAAAUCUUGGGAGGUGGACCUGAGCUCCUGUCUACGAUUUACAAGUACGAUAAACCGACCAAAGUGUCCCCGUGGAUGGAGAAGAACCCUCGUUUCUCUCUCCAGAGGAUGGAGAGGACCAAUCAUCUACUCAUCUCUGAUGUCCAGUUCUCUGAUUCAGCUUCGUACUUCUGUGGAAGCUCGCACUCCAACAUUGUGGAAUUUGGAGAUGGAGUUUUUCUGAGUGUUGAAGGAGCCAACCUCAAAGAAAUAGACCAGAGGCCAGCGUUUAAGAUGGUCCAGCCAGGAAGCUCUGUGACUCUGAAUUGUACAGUACACACUGGGAGCUGUGAUGACAAGCACAGUGUUUACUGGUUCAGACAGGGAUCUCUCAAAGGAAUCCUCCACACACAGGGAGACCGCCGUAAACAAGUCUCCACACCAGGAUCCCCCUCACAAAGCUGUGUCUACCAUUUGCAGAAGGUCAACCUGAGCUCCUCUGAUACCGGGACCUACUACUGUGCUGUGGCCUCCUGCGGGGAUAUCCUGUUCGGUAAUGGGAGCAAGCUCCUCAUCACAGACGGUGCAGAGGAAGAGCUGAGAAUCCUAGUCUGGCUCUCCAUCAUCAGAACGGGGAUCCUCCUGUUGUUUGUGACAAUCUGUCUUUUGGUUUUUCUCAAUAAGAACAGAAAAAAGUCCUGAAUAGUUUGUAGUUUGGCUCUUGCAGACUCUGUGUUACAGUUUAAUCACAUGUUUUAUGAAAAAGUUUUCACAGAUGUGUAAGAUACACAUUUAUAUUUUGUACGUUACUCUUUUCUGAAUAAAAUCAACUCUCAACAUAA
Molecule: messenger RNA, 1440 nt
Organism: Notolabrus celidotus (New Zealand spotty)
Lineage: Eukaryota; Metazoa; Chordata; Actinopteri; Labriformes; Labridae
Exons: 4
Coding region: 86-1300 (404 amino acids)
Biological process (GO): response to bacterium
Source: RefSeq, a predicted model, not a curated record